AUGGACACUGAGGAUGGCCACCAAUUCAUAAAGCAACUCGCCUACUUUGUGCGAACCCACGAAAAGGCCCUGGCCAACGCGCUGCAAUUGCAGAGGCGCGGAUCCCAGAAUGUCACCUCUCCUGUUUCGGUCACGGCCAUGAGCCCUUCUACCGCUUCCUCGGCAUUGUCGUCUACCUCAUCGGCCAGCACUUUUGCUGCCGCCCUAUCGCUCCCCUAUCUCAGCUUCACCUCGCAGACAGUCAAGCCCGUCAAGUUGACCCUGACUCCACACCACCUCUUCUACCUACUGUCUCGCUUCGAGGAACUUGGUAUCAAUGUGGGGCCCAUGACAAUUCGUCUUGAAAACAUACACAACGAUGUCGCCCCUGGAAACUAUGUCUCGUUCCUCUCGGCCCCAAAAUCGCGCGGUCGUGCCUCGGACGCCGACUCGGUUCGGUCCUCCUCGAGCGUACGGAGUGUCAUGUCUACCAUGUCGAGUAUGUGGUCACACUUCAAUCUUAGCGGACAGUCGAACAAGGAGGAAAAGCAAAAGGCGGCCGAGCUGGAAGAUUUGAAAUAUUUGUAUUCGGCAUUCACAAAGAUACCCUGUCUGCGACUCUCCCCAGACCACCGCUCCAAAUUGAUUGCGGGAUUCGAGGAGUUUCCCUUUGACACUGCAGUCCCGUUGUUCGCGUUCAAGAAUGUGAGCGCUCUGGAGAUAUGCGAUCUGGACUUUCGACAACUCUUCGGCUGGGACCGUCUGGCCGAGCAACUCCGCAGUCUCACAAUCAAGCGCGCUAGCAUUGACGAUCUGGCUGAUCUCACUAUCAAUAUUGUCUUGGAUGACAUGGACAAGCGCCGUCGCAGGUCGUCAAAGGCGCCUAUACCCUCAUCUCCAGCUGUAGUAUGGCCGUCGGCGAACAAUAGCGUCAGAAAUGCCGCUGACUUGGCAUCUGCUUCGCCCUCAGCUGUGAAUAUGGCGCGAACAGCAUCUUCCGAUGGGAAGAAGACACCUCGUCUACGACAAAGGAGCAUCUCACCAUCAAGACCCGUCAGCUCUCGGCAUAAUUCAUCAUAUGGCCAUGGACAUCAUCCACGAAGCGGCACGCCCAAGUUCAGGCGUGAAUCUGGCAGUUCAGGUUCAAGCAUUCAUUCAAGCACACCACGGAAUAGUACAUCGAACCUCCUGGCAUUGGGCAUUGUCCCUGCGUCCAAGUGGCGCUUCCUGCGUCACCUCAGUCUUGCUGAGAACGGCUUGACUUUUAUCACAACCCACAGUCUUGCGCCGCUGGCUCAGACGUUGCAUUCGCUCGACCUCUCAGCAAACCUCUUCACAGAGAUUCCGGAGAGUCUUGCCUCCUUGACUAAUCUGAGAGCGCUCAAUCUUUCCAACUGCAUGAUUGACAGCCUGCACUCUCUUCUUCGCAACCCGCUUCCUGCUAUUACUACUUUGAACCUCAGAUCGAACCGGCUCGUCUCACUUGCUGGCAUUGAGCGACUGUUCUCCCUCGAACGAGUAGAUUUGCGCGACAACAAGUUGACGGAUCCCACGGAGCUAGCACGAUUGACAAGGAUGCCCGAGAUGCAAGAUAUCUAUGUGGCAAAGAACCCUUUCGUUCGCACACAUCCAAACUACAGAGUCACCAUCUUCAACCUCUUCCGGGCAACGCCAGGCUACACCGAAGAUGUCAAGAUUGAUUCUACGGGUCCGUCCUACAGCGAGCGAAGGCAGUUGGUUGACCGCGCACCAGAACCACCACAAGCUCCGGUAGCAGCUCCAGUCAUUGAAGAUGAGCGAUCGGAUGAUGCUUUGAACAUGCCUAACUUAGGCGAACGAUCACGACAAGCAGCUGCAGACUACAGCCAAGGAUCAACAAGGUCAAUUGGCGAUUACUCGACUGCAUCACAAAGGAAGAAGAAGGGCUCUCGAAGGAGAAUAGUCGAACUGUCACAUGAGAUGGGCUCUGAGUCCACUCAAGCUGAUGCACCGCCUUCACCACGUACAGCCCCUAAAGCACAGCUGUCAUCGGAAGAACAACAACGAUAUGUACGGGCGACUUCAUCACCUCCCCGAUUGCCGCCACUAGAUACUGGAGCAUCGAGUAUGUCUAUAGAAGGAUUCGAACCAUCAGCCGAGGAGGACGAGGACAUUGGUGUCAACAGCGAGGCAUAUCGACACAAGAUUGAGACUUUGAAGAGCGACCUCGGCAAUGGCUGGUUGACAGCGUUGAGCGAAGACAUGAAGAAUGGUACCGAAAGAGAGUACAGCGGCAGACCGUCACUGGGAAGCCAAAGGACGGAUAGUCGGGAAGUGACGGUUGGAGGCAGGAGGCUGGGGUGA
Messenger RNA from Aureobasidium namibiae CBS 147.97, 2322 nucleotides. RefSeq lists its product as uncharacterized. Gene Ontology annotation, molecular function: protein kinase binding. Gene Ontology annotation, cellular component: cytoplasm. NCBI's taxonomy places the organism in Eukaryota, Fungi, Ascomycota, Dothideomycetes, Dothideales, Saccotheciaceae. The record is from RefSeq and is a predicted model, not a curated record. The coding region runs from base 1 to 2322 and encodes 773 amino acids. The transcript has 3 exons.